GACCCUGCCGCGCAACAACAGCUACGUCAAGUUUCGGAUGCCGACAGAGGAUGGGAGUCCCUGCUCGACGAAGAGCGAGGUUGUUCUGCUGAAGCCCCUCGUCCAGCCAGGGGUGGCGUCCAAGGCCUUCGUCGCCCUGAGCCCCGGAGACCUCUUGGAGAUGAUCAGGGAAGCCCGACGCACGGAGCAGUGGCGCGAAACGACCCGUGCCCUCUGCGCGACGCUGCGGUGCCCCUCCGUCUUGAACUCCUCCUUCCACUUCCAGGGCUCUCCCAGGCCCUUCCUGGACAGCGAGGUUUUGCACACAGCCCUGGAGCUCCUAAUGGAUGCUGCGCCCGUUGAGGUCCACGAUGCGGUGCUUGAUGCAGCAGCUCAGGGCCUCGACCUGCUCACGGCGCCGGAGGGCCGGGGCCUCCCCCAGACAAGCGAACAGCUGAGAAGUAUUUUGAUCUACUUGAUGUUGCCGCAGCUUCGGAAUACGAAGUUUGUACAAAGGCGGCGACACGCGAUCAUGUCGAAGCUGGUUCUGCAUCUGGCCUUUACACAGCCGGCAGACAGACGCUUGCUGAUGGAUCUGAUUGUGGACGAGAUGCCCCAGGCGUUCAUCUUGAAGAAAGCCGUUGUGCCAGCCGUUCGGCUCUUCCUGAACGAGCGGGUACCAGAAGACUUCGUGAAGAUGAAUCGAGUCCGCCCCUUCCCUUUCUGCUGGAUAUUCGAUGCAUAUGUCGAAGAGCCGCACGGUCUGGCCAACUUCGAGUUCCUUUUGGGAUUCUUGGCGGCCUUUGCAAAAGCUCUGCCUACGUACAAGCUGAGCGGUGAAUAUCCUUUGGUGAAGAAGGCUGAUGAGAAGCCGAUGCGAGAGGAGGACCAGAAAUCUCAGAAGAAUUCCAAGGAAAAUGAUGAUUCCACGGAGGCAGAGAAGAAGCCAAAAGAUCUAGAGAAAGACUCGGGAAAGGAGGAGGCUCCCAAAGAAAAGAAGGAUUGCACGGAGGUAGGGGAAACCAGAGAUCCAGAGAAAGAAUCGGUAAAGGAGGAGGUUCCCAAAGGAAAGAAGGAUUCUAUGGAGGCAGUGGAAAUCAAGGAUCCAAAGAAAGCCUCGGUAAAGGAGGAGGUUUCCAAAGGCAAGAAGGGUUCUAAGGAGGCAGGGGAAACCAAGGAUCCAAAACAAAAGCUGGUAAAGGGGGAGGCUCCCAAAGGCAAGAAGGCAGAAGGCUCUGUAGAAAAGGAAGAAGAUCCCAAGGACCUCAACAAAGUCAGGGCCGCAGGCUCCAAAGAUCCGCAGCCAGAUGGCACGAAGGAGCCGGAGCAGAUUAUUGUGGAUACCGGUACUGAUUCUCAGCUUCCACCAUCUGAAUCUUUCCUCGAGGAAUCCCUCGAGUGCUUCAAGCGGGAAGGCGAACGCGAAGCCCGAGUAGGCCCUUUGGAUGAAGCCGACGAGGUUCAGAAAGCCAAUGGUGUGUUCGAGGCUGCUGCUUUCUUGGCAAGCUUGAACGUCGAGGCGGCAAGGACAGGUUUGGCUGGACCUGAUGCUGCGAAUAUCAUCAAGGCUCAGCAAGCGACCAGGGCGAUGCUUCGACGUGCGAACAACAAUCAUGAGCCACCAGGAUUAAAUGAUGAUCCGGAUGACAAGCCGAGCUCCGAUGAUGAGGCAGGAGCUGGACGGAAAGGGAAGGGCAAAGGAAGGCCUAAGGGCAAAGCCAAGGGAAAAGCGAAAGCCAAGGCAAAAGCAAAGUCCAAGGCGAAAUCCAAGGCAAAAGCAAGGCCCACAACUUCAGAGGAUGACGACGAGGAGAAGGAAAAGUCGAAGAAGCGCGGCAGGAGCCCUGAGAAGAAGGAUGCCCGCGCCCGGGAGGAGAGCUCCGAAGAUCCCCCAAGAAAGCCCAAAGUUAAGAAAGGCCCAAAGGCCCGCCCCAGCAGCUCCAAGCCAGCCCGGAAGAGGGACCCCAGCCACAGCCCCAAUGCGGACUCGCUAUGGGAGUCGGUUUCAGAGACAGAGCCAACAAAGAAGAAGAAUAGGAUGUUGAAGCCACUGAAGAGGAGCAAAUCAGAAGAGGAGGCAAUGAAAUCUACAAGCGAAGACGAUGAAGGAGAACAGCAAGAAAAUGAAUCGGAAGAGGAACAGGAUACCGGAGAGGAUCCCACAAGGCCUACGUUUUAUCCUGCUGGGCCACCGAGGAGGGCAGGAAAGGUGCUGUCUGAGGACUUGCGACGUGCAAAAGUGGAGCAGCUGAAGCUUCUGAACAACACUGAGAAGCAAUUCAUUCUCCCGCCUCCCAGCACUCUGAAGAAGGGCUCUUCCUUCACAUUGCGGCCGCCUAAACAAGGCACUCACGAGGACACUUCCGAGUGUUCCACGAUCCAGGUACCGGCACGCCCGCAUGUUGGCGGGAUGGAUUGCUCCGAGCUGAAGCUGAAAGCAGCUAGGAUUCACAUGUGCGAUUUUCUGGCACAGCAGACCCCUCUUGAUUCUCCCAAUGCGCAAAGGGCCGGGCUCUGUCGAGAUGAUCAGAAGAGGGCAGGCUUUCUGAAUGCCGGUCGAUUAUGUCUCCGCUUAAUGGAAGCGAUGAUACCGGAUGAAAUGUGGAAGAUGGCAGACCUUGGCAAAUUGAGAGCGUUUCUGCGAGCUCGGGUGAAGGAGGGCUCCUUCCGGCCGAUGUCUCUAGAGGGUCACAGCCCAGACUCCAUCGAGACGCAAAUAGACCCGGAGCAGAUUAAGGAAAGAGAAGCAACAGGGAAAAAGAAAGAUAUCAAGCCCGCAAACAACAACGAAGCAAAGAAUACUGAUGAGACAAAAAGCCGGCCAAAAGAUGCAGAUGUCGAGGGACCCGUCGGUCCUGUUGUCCCGAAUCCUGAAGCUGCGGAAGCAAACUGGUCAGCCAGGUCAUGGCCGGAAACUUACGCUACUGCUGCUGGUGGACCGGACAGCCAAGAUUGGCAGUCCAGCUCGUGGUGGGGCUGGGGGUACCAGGCGGGGCAUGAUGAUGGCUGGGCCAACCACUGGCACGGCUCGUGGAGGCGAAGGCGUUCGUCAUGGGAGUCAGAGCCUGGAACCGAGGCGGUGGAAACUCCGCAAAAGGCUCUCCGUAGGAGCAACACCAGCGAGUCAGACUUAGACUCAGGUGUAGUGGAAGCACUUGAGCGGCUGAGGACUUUUGAUCGGAUCCCCGAUCUGGUUAAGCUUGCUCAGGAUCUCGAGACAAAGUUCGCGCAGGCGGCGACCCCGAGCACCAAGGUCAUGCAGUCGGAAUCGACUACUCCAGGAUCUACGCCCAGCCCAAACCGGGCUGGGUCUGCAGUGACAAGCCCCACUGAGGGGUCAGAGGCACCGGCCCAAGUUGAGUUGAAACCUGCCGAGACCCCAGCUGCGGAAGUCAAGUCCCAAGCUGAUCAAGGGCAGGAGCCUAAACCGGAGGCAUCGCAGAUUGUCCCGACCCAAGCCGCUGAAGAACAGAAGCAAGAGGCCAUGCAGGCCUCAGACAAGGAGGAUAAGAAAGACAAAGCCGAAGAAAGCAAAGACCCAGAAGCCACCAAGCCCCAAGAAGAUGAAGGAAAAGACACAAAGCAGGGAACAGAUGAAGACAAGAAGCAGGAGGAACUCACAGCACAGGAACAAAAGAAAGCAGAUGAGCUGAUUAAGAGAAAAAAGGCCGCUCAUGCAAGAUACAUGCGGUACUACCGCUCGGUUCGUGAAUCUCCAAAGACACCGAUUGAGAUCAAACGCAUGGGGGAGAAAGCCAAGAACGAUUCUGCGAUGAAUUCGAUCUUAUUCGAAGCCUGGGAGAAGUGCGACGGGAACUGGAAAACAUCCAGUAUCUAUCUCAACCUCAAGAACAUCAAGAGUACCCAGAGGACGGGGGUUCGGGUAUGGAUGACACGUGCCGAGGUCAUCGGGAAAUUCGGCGAAGUAUCAGCAGACGCGAUAAUCCUUCGAAAGCAAUCCGAUGAGAAGUUGAAGGCCACGGAGAUUCGUCGCCACCCAGAGCUACCGGACUCGGAUGAAUUGGUGCAGUACCUAAUCCUGGACACUUCGAAGUUUGUGGAAACGGAAGAGGAGAUUAUGGAGCAGCUGUACCAGGCCGCCGACGUGGACUCUUCCUCGUCUUCCACGUCUUCCGAGGCCUCGUCAAAGAAGGCCAAGAAGGCGCAUCAUGACAAGAAGAACAAGAAGAACAGCAAAGACAAGAAAGAUAAAACAAAGAAGGCCAAGAAGGCCAAGAAGGAGAAGAAACAGAAGCAACAAAAAACAAAGAAAUCUGCCAAGGAAGAUGAAGUCGCGGAUGAGGUGCUAGACGAACUGAAGAAGAAAGAUGAAGAAGACAAGAAGAAGCUCUCCAAAGCAAGGGGAGUCAUCACCAAAGCUGGCAAGAAGAUUCAAGAUUACAAGGAGUCUCUCGACAGCAUCAAAGGCAACCGUGCAGAUCUGCAAGACGCAGUGGACAAGAAGGACUACGACAAGCUGGAGGAUUUGAUAUCGUCAUUGCAAAGUGCAGUCCAGAGCUUUGAAGUGACGAAGAUGAUGGACCAGGCCUUCAAGAAUGGUUGGAAAAGAUCGGAAAGCAAAGGCAGAUGCUCCCGUGUAACGAAGAAGCUGGCCAAGUUUUCUGGGAAGAAUGCUUCCAGAGAUUUCUAUAAGUCGGUGGAAAUGUACACGUUGGCAAAAGCCGGCUGGUAUGGGGAUCCUUCUCAAGACCUCGAAAAGCUUUUCUUGACAGCCUAUGUCGACUUCAGAGCAUGGUUGAAAGAAAUGAAGAUCUAUUCUUCCCAGCGAAAGUUCAAGUAUGGGCUGAUUAUGAAGAAGAAAGAUGGAGGCUUACGUGCACCGUCAAUGAGCUGCAAGGCUUGGAAUGGCCGGAUCGUGCUGGAGUACUUGGCUUCAGUGCGUGCAGGAGCCGCAGCUUUUCCUACGGAUCCCAAAAUUCCAAUGCAAGCAGUUGCCAUGACUGGGCUGGCCAGAUUUUUCGGUAUCUCCGAGCGAUUGCCGCGACUGCUGCAGCCAGAGGAAGCGAAUCAAAUUUAUCACGAGGGCAUGCUUUUCAUCAAGACCUCCCUGGAUCUCGCCCAGGUUUCGGUGAGGCAGGCGGAACUCACCUGGCAUGUUACACCAAAACUGCAUUACUUUGAGCACCAGCUGCUGGAGACAAAGCGAACUUGUAUGAACAUGAGGUUUCAUCAUUGCUUUACGGACGAAGAUGCCAUGCGGUGGACGAAGCUGCUAUCUCGCAAAGCAAAUCCUCCCACGUUUGAACACUCGGUCUUGAAGAAGUCGAUUUCCAGACUUGCGGCGUUGAAAAAUCAUCGCCGUUUGUUGUUUGCAAAGCGAAGUGCGAGACGACGUGCUCAGCGCGAUGGCAACAGAAGCUAG
Messenger RNA from Symbiodinium sp. CCMP2456, 5362 nucleotides. NCBI's taxonomy places the organism in Eukaryota, Dinophyceae, Suessiales, Symbiodiniaceae. The record is from the annotation of a GenBank genome assembly.